AUGGCCUUCCACCUACCGUUUGCAAAAUUGCUGGCCGCGUUGACUGUGUUGACUUACGUGCAAACUGACACGCCUGCCGGCUGGAUUUUAGCUGACCAUGCAACCGUUAGCUAUGGUAGCCCAAAUGGAGCCAAUUUCACAUUUGGCAAACGUAAAGAUGCGCCCUACAUAUGGACUCGCUUCUAUAUUCUGUUUGGUCGCAUAGAGGUUGUUUUGAAAGCAGCACCUGGGUCUGGUAUCAUCACUGGAGCGGUCAUGAUGUCCGAUGACCUUGAUGAGAUUGACUGGGAAUGGUCUGGCAACAACUUUGCCCAAUCGACCGGUCAGGUUCAGACGAAUUUUUUUGGCAAAGGUAUUGCUGGUACCUAUAGUAGAGGAACAGCACCACAGGUUGAUGAGCCUCAGGACCAGUUUCAUACUUAUGCCUUGGACUGGACCCCUGACGCUCUGACCUGGUCCAUCGAUGGGAAGAACGUGCGAACGCUCAACAACAAUCAUCUCACCUAUGGAGAGUGGCAAUACCCACAAACACCUUCACGGCUACAUAUAGGUCUGUGGUGCUCAGGAGAUAACGAAACUAACAGCUGGGGCACAAUCGGAUGGGGUGGUGGGCCCACCGACUUCACCAAGCUACCCUAUAGUGCGUACGUCAAGUCCGUCAACAUCACAACUCCCAACCCUUGCUCGAGUUGGAAGUAUCCAACCCCUUUUGACGGCCUUUAUAACUCUGUUCAAUGCACAAAUGAAACCAUCUCUCUUCCUUGCACUUACUCCGUCGUUGCAGGGGAUGAUGGGUACAAGAUUGCGAAGAACUUGACUGUCAACUUCGAGAACCUAAAGGCAGUGAACCCAGGGAUUAACUGGGACGUACUUCAGCUGGACCAGGCUCUGAAAGUUCCCGGAGGAAAUUGUACCACGUCUUCGAAUACUGUAUCUGUUUCAACGUCAAGCUCAUCUGUCAACACGUCGACCACAAGUUCCAUGGGGAGCUCAACGGAUUCCUCUUCCAUCGUAUCAUCAAGCUCUCUGACACCUCCUGGUCGUACCUCCGCGAGCUCCUCCAGCUCAUACCCAUAUUUCAUUGUCCAAGACGACGUCGUCCUCGAGCGCAAGUUCGUUUUCUACCCCCUCUAG
Molecule: messenger RNA, 1134 nt
Organism: Exophiala aquamarina CBS 119918
Lineage: Eukaryota; Fungi; Ascomycota; Eurotiomycetes; Chaetothyriales; Herpotrichiellaceae
Product: murein transglycosylase
Exons: 3
Coding region: 1-1134 (377 amino acids)
Biological process (GO): carbohydrate metabolic process; fungal-type cell wall organization
Cellular component (GO): fungal-type cell wall
Molecular function (GO): hydrolase activity, hydrolyzing O-glycosyl compounds; glycosyltransferase activity
Source: RefSeq, a predicted model, not a curated record